UCAAAUUCUCGUGUUCAAAUGUAGGCCAAAGUUUAGGAGGAAAUUUCGUUGGAGGUUACUAGUCUUCAAUUGGAAUAGCGUAAAUUUCUAGAUGACUAAGAUAGUGCUCAGUAGCUUCCAAAUGAGUAGUUGGCUUCGGCUGGAAGUCAAGUCUUUUGCUUUAAUGAAAGGGCCUCUAGCAGCUCUGCUUGAAAGAAGAACAAUAUCAAACUUUUAAAGCAGUAGCAAGUUAAGACGUUACUAUGGGAGGCAAGCCAUCCAGAGACCAGAGUCAGCGCUACCGUUACAACCAUAAUGGUUCUUCUGCUUCUCCAUCAAACCUCGGCUCUUCAUCCUAUUCUUAUUCUAGAAAUUAUGCUGAUUAUGAUAGAAGAAGCAAGUUGCAGUCAAGGUACCAAAUAAUUGGCGACAACUACCACUCAUUGGAACAGGUGACGCAAGCUCUUCACCAAGCUGGUCUCGAGUCUUCCAAUCUUAUUGUAGGUAUUGAUUUCACAAAAAGCAAUGAGUGGACAGGUGCACGAUCCUUCCACCGUAGAAGCCUGCAUCAUCUUGGAGAUUCCCCAAAUCCAUAUGAACAGGCAAUAUCAAUCAUUGGAAGGACACUUUCAGCUUUUGAUGAGGACAACCUUAUUCCUUGUUAUGGCUUUGGUGAUGCAACUACACAUGAUCAGGAAGUUUUUAGCUUUUUUGAUAGUCGGCAAUGUAAUGGCUUUGAGGAAGUACUUUCUCGUUACAGAGAAAUAGUUCCACAUGUACAUUUAUCUGGUCCAACAUCUUUUGCUCCAAUCAUUGAGACUGCUAUUGAAAUUGUUGACAAUAGCGUUGGUCAGUAUCAUGUUCUUAUGAUCAUUGCUGAUGGGCAGGUUAUGGCCAGAAGUCCUCAAGAGCAAAGUACCCUCAAUGCUAUUGUAAAAGCAAGUGAAUAUCCUUUGUCAAUAGUUUUGGUCGGAGUUGGUGAUGGACCAUGGGACAUGAUGCACCAGUUCGAUGACAACAUUCCAUUUAGAGCUUUUGAUAAUUUCCAGUUUGUAAAUUUCACUGAAAUCAUGUCGAAGCACAUCCCUGCAUCCCAGAAGGAGGCAGAGUUUGCUCUGGCUGCACUAAUGGAGAUACCAUCACAGUAUAAAGCUACAACGGAGCUCCAACUUCUGGGCUAUCAAAGAGGCACUUCUGGGAAGCUUCCCCUCCCUCCUCCAGUUGGGAACACUUCAGCGAGUUCUUAUCCAAAGCAUAUGCGACCAAGCAGCAAUGAACACAGUAACAGAUAUACAUGGUCAAGCAGCAAUGAACAAGGAAGUGGAUUUCAUUAUGCUUCUUCUCCAUAUACAGAACAUUCUUCACAGAAUAGGAGUUGUCCUGUGUGUUUGUGGAAUCAAAAAGAUCUUGCAUUGGGAUGUGGACAUCAGACAUGCUGUGAUUGUGGAAGAGAUUUAACCUUCUGCCCAAUUUGUCGUGCCCACAUAACCACAAGGAUUAAGCUGUAUGAGUGAUGCUGUUGUUAAGCAGCCAUAUAUGGGACUGAACAUUAAUUCCCUGUUUUAUAAUUUCUAGUUGAUUUAUGUUUCCUUAUAUAAGUCGAUUUAGGUUUAUUUGUAUAGGUUGACUUAUUCAACUAUAAAUAAACCGUCUAAUAUAUAGUUUAAGAUACACGAAAAUAUAGUAUUGUACUCGGAAUUCUUCUAUUAUUUUAACAGAAACAACGUCACUUGAGUGUCAGCAUUAAGCUCAUAAUAGUUCCUUGAACUUUUCGUAUCCUGUAGUGCUGUACACCUUUAUGGUUGCUGAGGCUAAGUGGAAUAACCAGAUUCAUAUUCCAGCC
Molecule: messenger RNA, 1822 nt
Organism: Alnus glutinosa
Lineage: Eukaryota; Viridiplantae; Streptophyta; Magnoliopsida; Fagales; Betulaceae
Product: E3 ubiquitin-protein ligase RGLG2-like
Exons: 11
Coding region: 243-1493 (416 amino acids)
Source: RefSeq, a predicted model, not a curated record